AUGAUUUCCCUCGCGCACACGACUUGGAUCCCGUUACUUCCCACGAGCAGCUCUGUUCACAAUUUUCCCUUUCCGCAAAGUGACAGAACACAUCACCACCAUGUUCGCGUUUCCCUUCCAGCCAGUAAAAAGAAGAGGAGAAACAAAUGCAAAUGCACAGCCGCUGACUAUUCACAAUCAAAACCUCAGCAACACAGGAAAACUCGACAGCCCGGUGCCGAAAAAGAAGGCGUCGACCCAGUUGGGUUCCUCGCCAAACACGGCAUUACUCAUAAAGCUUUCGCUCAGUUCCUACGGGAAAGGCAUAAAGCAUUAAAGGACUUGAAGGACGAAAUUUUCAAUCGCCACCUCAAUCUCAUGGAGCUUGCCUCUGGGUUUGAGAUAUUGGGUAUGCAUCGCAAUGUCCAACAUCGUGUGGAUUUCAUGGAUUGGGCACCAGGUGCCCGCUACUGUGCUCUUGUCGGCGAUUUUAAUGAGUGGUCACCAACGGAAAAUAGUGCCAGAGAGGGUCAUUUUGGACAUGAUGAUUAUGGGUACUGGUUUAUUAUUCUUGAAGAUAAACUAAGAGAGGGAGAAGAACCCGAUAAACUGUACUUUCAACAGUACAGUUAUGUUGAUGAUUAUGAUAAAGGUGACAGUGGUGUUACAGUUGAAGAAAUAUUUAAAAAGGCAAAUGAUGAGUAUUGGGAACCUGGUGAAGAUCGUUUUAUAAAAUCACGCUAUGAAGUUGCAUCAAAGUUGUAUGAGCAGAUUUUUGGUCCUAAUGGGCCUCAAACGGAAGACGAACUGGAAGAAAUUCCAGAUCCAGAGACAAGAUACAAGACCUGGAAAGAGCAGCAUAAAGAUGAUCCACCAAGCAACUUACCACCUUGUGACGUGAUUGAUAAUGGAAAAGAAUACGACAUUUUCAAUAUUGUGGACGAUCCCGUCUGGAGAGAGAAAUUUCGUGCUAAGAAGCCUCCCAUUGCCUAUUGGUUGGAGACUCGAAAAGGACGGAAAGCAUGGUUAAAGAAGUACACUCCUGGCAUACCUCAUUUAAGCAAAUACAGGGUGUACUUCAACACUCCAACGGGGCCUUUGGAGCGAGUGCCUGCUUGGGCUACUUAUGUAAUUCCAGAUGCAGAUGGCAAGCAAGCUUUUGCAGUUCACUGGGAACCACCUCCAGAAACAGCCUACAAAUGGAAACACAAGCAUCCAAUAAAGCCAAAAUCUUUGCGCAUUUAUGAAUGUCAUGUUGGCAUAAGUGGACAAGAGCCUAGAGUUGCUAGUUUCAGUGACUUCACCAAGAAGGUUCUACCACAUGUAAAGGAAGCUGGAUACAAUGCAAUUCAAUUGAUUGGAGUUCUUGAGCACAAAGAUUAUUUCACUGUUGGUUAUAGAGUUACAAAUUUCUAUGCUGUUAGCAGCCGUUUUGGCACUCCUGAUGACUUCAAGCGUUUGGUGGAUGAAGCCCACGGACUUGGACUACUUGUCUUCUUAGAUAUGGUCCAUUCAUACGCUGCAGCCGAUGAAAUGGUUGGAUUAUCACUUUUUGAUGGAUCAAAUGAUUGCUACUUUCAUACGGGUAAAAGAGGUCACCAUAAAUUUUGGGGCACAAGAAUGUUCAAAUACGGAGAUCAUGAUGUGUUGCACUUUCUUCUUUCAAAUCUAAAUUGGUGGGUACUGGAAUACCAGAUUGAUGGUUUCCAUUUCCACUCUCUCCCAUCAAUGUUGUAUACACACAAUGGCUUUGCUUCUUUUACUGGUGACAUGGAGGAGUACUGUAAUCAGUAUGUUGACAAAGAUGCGUUGCUGUAUCUCAUAUUGGCAAAUGAGAUAUUGCAUGCUCUUCAUCCUAAUAUUAUCACGAUUGCUGAAGAUGCCACACUUUAUCCUGGACUUUGUGAGCCAACUUCUCAAGGUGGUUUGGGAUUUGAUUACUUUGUUAAUCUCUCUGCAUCAGAGAUGUGGUUGUCAUUUCUUGAAAAUGUUCCAGACCAUGAAUGGAGUAUGAGUAAGCUCAUCAACACCUUAAUCGGCGAAAGAAUCAAUGCGGAUAAGAUGCUUUUGUAUGCAGAAAAUCACAACCAGUCCAUAUCUGGGGGCCGGUCAUUUGCUGAAAUCCUGUUUGGUUCUUCGAACACAGAAGAGUCAUUAUUAAGAGGUUGUUCAUUGCACAAGAUGAUCAGAUUAAUUACUUUUACAAUUGGUGGCCCAGCAUACCUCAAUUUCAUGGGAAAUGAAUUUGGGCACCCCAAGGGAGUUGAGUUCCCAAUGUCAAGCAAUGGUUUCUCAUAUUCACUUGCUAAUCGCCACUGGGAUCUUUUGGAAAAUGAUGGCCUGCACAGCAGAUUGUUUGCUUUUGAUAAGGAUAUGAUGAAAUUGGAUUCAAAUGAAAGAAUACUCUUAAGAGGUUCAAGAGGGCUUCCCAGUAUUCACCACGUAAACGACUCUACAAUGGUGAUAUCUUAUAUAAGAGGUCCCUUUCUCUUGGUGUUCAAUUUUCAUCCAGAAAAUUCGUAUGAAAGAUAUAAUGUGGGUGUUGAAGAAGCUGGAGAGUAUCAAAUCGUAAUGAAUACGGAUGAAAAGAUGUAUGGAGGUCAAGGUUUAAUUGGUCAUGACCAGUAUGUUCAAAGAACCAUCAGUAGAAGAAUUGAUGGUGUAAGAUUUUGUUUGGAAGUUCCAUUGCCAAGUAGAACUGCUCAGGUCUACAAGUUGACACGUAUUCUCAGAGUGUGA
This is a messenger RNA of Fraxinus pennsylvanica, 2718 nucleotides long. NCBI's taxonomy places the organism in Eukaryota, Viridiplantae, Streptophyta, Magnoliopsida, Lamiales, Oleaceae. The record is from the annotation of a GenBank genome assembly.